AUGAAAAGAACAUCUAAGCGCUUUACUAGGUCAAGAUCGGGAUGUAAUACUUGUAAAAGUAGAAGGAAAAAAUGCGAUGAAGGGAAACCAACGUGUAAAGCUUGUCAACGACUUCAGCUUCCCUGUACUUAUAAAAUUGACCUAACAUGGAACAUGAAUAAUCACCGAGUACACCAUUUAGACACCUGUACCCCGAAAGUUUCAUUGGAUUACGUGAUAAGUGUCACGAAUCAUGACUUCGAGACAAGUAUGUUACUAGGAAGCUUAAAUUCAGUAAAUGGGACACAUUCCGAUAAAGAAAACGAAUUAAUUAUGAAAAAGAUUCGGGAAAAUCAUAUAUUAGAAGUCAAUUCUGGUCAUGAAAACUCAUUUGAGUCAUUUGAACGUGAUAUAGAUGUGGAGGUUGAGCUCUUUGAAUAUUAUAUUAAUGUUGUGUCUGAGAAAAAGUCAUUUUCCAAUACUGCCUUUAAUCAGUUUAAAACAUUAGUGGUGCCAAGUAGUAUAACCUCGCCUGCAUUAUUCCAGUCAAUUAUAGCUAUAACAGCGAAAGAGAUACAUAAAAAGGGUUCCGAGAGGUCAGAUUAUUACGCUAAGGUAACUUCUAAAUACAAAGAUGAUGCUAUUAAUAGUCUCUAUAAAAUACUUGAUAGUGAGCCCAAUUUUAUCUCAAAUCAGUCAUGUAAUGGUCUAAACGAAAUUAUAAUUACGAUACUUAUGUUGUGCUCUUUGGAAAUUAGUGACAAAGGAAACAUGAGAUGGAUCAACCACCUUAAAGAAAGUUGUCUAGUAUUCAGUUCGUUGCUGGAGACAAAGAUAUUAUCAUCCGAAACUCUUCUUUUUGCUUACAGGUAUUUCACUUUGAGAUACAUUCUAUUAUUGACAACUUUAAAUGGGAGAGAGCUCCAUAAUAUAAUUGAAACUAUACCUUGGCCAAUAAUUGAUACAUUCUUCCAGAACGACAAAAUUGACUAUAUGCUAGGCUGCUCUCCGAGAUUAUUACUCUUGAUUUAUGAGGGUGUGCUAACCCAAGGAAAUCGAGAGACUCCAAAGAAAGAUGCUGCUGAAAUGCUAUAUCAACUUUAUAAAAAGCUUGGAGACCUCAAACAGAGUCUAGAUGAGAAUGAUGAUGGCUCACUACAGCUCUACCUUUGCUCAAGUGCUUAUUUGUUGUCAGCAAAAGUAUACUUGCACAAUUUGUUUAUUCAGCUUACCGGUAAAGAUGAAGCCAAAAAUAUAAACACAAAUUAUUGUUUUGAUGACGAUCAUUUGAUAAUAAGAAAUUUACUAGGAGUUUUAGAAAUAUGUACAAAAAAAUCAGAUUCCCAAAAUUUGUUUCCCACUUGGUGUCUAUUUAUUGCAGGGAUAUGUCAUACUGACGAAGAAUACAGAGCUUCGAUACUAAAAAUAUUUCAAAACCUUGAAACUUUUUGGCCCCUGGGGUCACCAACGGGGAUUUUGAGAGCAAUCAAAACGAUUUGGAGGAUUGAAGAUUUCUCAUUUGAUCCUGCAGUUUUGAAGGGAGAUUGGAGAGACAUAUUGAGCAUAGUGGGAUUUAAACUAGCAUUGACAUAA
Priceomyces carsonii is the source of this 1572-nucleotide messenger RNA. RefSeq names its product Zn(II)2Cys6 transcription factor. The record is from RefSeq and is a predicted model, not a curated record. Lineage: Eukaryota; Fungi; Ascomycota; Pichiomycetes; Serinales; Debaryomycetaceae. Gene Ontology annotation, biological process: regulation of DNA-templated transcription. Gene Ontology annotation, molecular function: zinc ion binding; DNA-binding transcription factor activity, RNA polymerase II-specific. Bases 1 to 1572 code for a protein of 523 amino acids. The transcript has a single exon.